AUGAAUUCAUUCUACCGACAACAUCUGAGACCAUCUGGAGUUCAAUUCUCAACUCAAAUCUCAAUCACACCAUCUACUUCAAGGAAAUCAAUUCAUCAUCAUCAUCAAUAUCCUAAUUAUAAAGUUAUCACCAAUCUAGUCAUCGCUCGUUCAAGCUACCUUCAACUUUUUGAAGUUUGUCAGUCAACUUUGACCAAUGAAUUCAAAGUAUUUCACGUCUUGGAGCAUCAACUUCAUGGUAUCGUCACUGGACUACAACCUAUCACGACCAUUGACACGCAUGUAGAUGGUUUAGAUCGCUUAUUAGUUAGCUUUAAAGAUGCCAAAAUCACGCUACUCGAAUGGUCACAUCAACAAUCAGAUCUAGUUCCCAUCUCAUUACACACAUUCGAAAAGCUACCACAAAUCACUCAAGGUGACUUCCCAACGAUCUUUGACCAAUUAGAAACUGAUCCACAAUCAAGAUGUGCAAUUUUAAAAUUACCUCAAUCUACAAUUGCUGUCUUACCGUUCUUUCAAGAAAACAAUUUAGAUCUUGAAACGCUUUUUUCAAAUUCGAAUCCAUCAGCUAAUAAUCAAAGAAUUCAAUCUUUCCCUUAUGCUCCUUCUUUUAUUAUUGAUUUAAAUCAAUCUCAAUCUUUCAAGUCUCAAACUCAAACUCAUUCCCAGACUCAAACUCAACAAAAAUCAAUCAAAUCAAUCAUCUCCUUCAAGUUUCUUCCAGGAUUCAGUCAACCUACAUUAGCAAUCUUAUAUACUUAUCAACAUACAUGGGCAGGUAGAUUGGAAAAUACCACCGAUAGUUGUUCAUUGAUCUUCAUCACUCUAGAUCUCUCUUCAAAUCAUUUUACAAUCAUCUUUCAAAUCGAUAAUUUACCUUACCAUGCACAUUCAAUCAUGGCUUGUCCGAAAGAAGUAGGCGGUGUAUUGGUGAUCUGUGCAGACAUGAUCCUUCAUAUUGACCAAUCUUCUAAACUGAUCGGCAUUGCCACAAAUGGCUGGUCAAAACUUUCUACUCACCUUGAUGUACCCACACAACAGAUGGUCAAAAUCGUAACUGAAGAUGGUCAAGAUCAAGAAGAACGUCUGAAGGUCAGAUUAGAAAAUUCUAAAUUAGUUUUUGUUACUAUCGAUCGAGCCUUAAUGUUCUUAACCGAUGGUCAAAUCUUUAGACUUUGUUUAUACCAAGAUGGUCGAACAUUGAUCAAAUUGUGUUUAGAAAAAUUUCCGGUGGUCUCCGUGAUCCCUUCUGUAGCUGUAAAGAUUUCAGAUCAUUCUGUGUUUGUGGGAUCUAUGCUGGGUGAUUCGAUCGUGAUGGGGAUCGAGUUUGAAGGGGAAAAAGAGGUUGAGGUUGUAGAGGAAGUGGAAGUGGAAGUGGAAGCUGAAGUGGUUCAUCAGAAUGGAAAUGAAAUGGAAAUCGAUCAGGCGGAAGAGGAUGAGAUAUAUGGGAAAGAAGAACCAGAUGAUAAGAAAACAAAAGAUCAAGAUGGUAUAGAUUCUAUAAUAAAAGCCACGAACAAGAAAAUCCAUCGAGAAAUUCGAAGUUUGAGACUUCAUGAUUCCAUCAGUGGCCAUGGUCCUAUUCGAGAUUUUACCAUGUCUAAGAUUGGAGGAUUCGAAGAUUCACUAGAAAUGGUGGGGUGUACAGGAAGUGGAGAGACAGGUGGAUUGACAAUUUUCUAUAAAGAGAUGCCAUUGAUGAAGCGUAAGAAAUUGGAUUCGACAAAUGAAUCGAUGAAGAUUACAAAUUUGAAUUCGAUCGCUUUUAAUGAUCCCACUGGAAGUCCUGGAUGUGAAUUGGCUUGGAUUUCAAUUCAUGAUCGUACAAAGAUCUUUAGCAUGAUUAAAAAUCCUGAAGAAGGUAAUCGAACAAGUGAUCUAAAGUUUAUGAAAACUUUGAAUGCUUCAACGAUUUAUGUUGCUAUGUUCUUUGAUCAGACUUGUUUUUUACAAAUCACUUCUUAUGAGAUCAAAUUGCUAAAAGUCGUUGGCUUUGGAGAAGUUCAAGUCAUUAGACCGAUCGAAACGGAGAACAAAAAGAAUAAGAUAAUCAGAGCAAAGGUCGUUCAAGAUUAUAUUUUGUUGGAAACUAGUGAUCAUCGAGUGAUGCUAUACAAAGGCCAGGUGGAUUCACUGACGAUUGAUCGAAUUCAGUUACCUCAAUUGUCUAAACCUGUGACGUAUGCUAGUCUUUUUAGCGCUCAUUUACCACUAUAUGAUCAUGAUGAUCAAACAAAUGGAAUUGGCUUGGAUAAUGACGAAGACGCAGAAAAGCCUUGGCUAUUUGUUACUGAUCUUGGCGGUGUUCUACACAUCUUAAGUCUUCCCGAACUUGAGAUUGUUUUUACUGUCAAAGGGAUCGAGAACUUGCCUGACCUUCUAGAUGAAGAUGAGGAUGAGGAGCAACAGCAACAGCCUGCAAUUGAGUAUGAACAUGAAGACGGAGAUGUCAAGAUGGAAGAAGAUGAAAAAGUGGAACCGAAGGAAAACUCGAGUAUUCAGAUGAUCUAUGGUUUUGUUACCGGUGCCAAGGUUGCUAGACCGCAUCUAUAUGUAGAGUUGAACAAUGGGGCACUGGCCGUCUAUCAAAUCUCAAUCGCGUAUGACCGCAAACCGGGCGACCCUUCAACCUCGAAACCUAGACGACAGGCUCUGUCGAUAAGAUUGAACAAAGUUUUAGGAUAUCAAUUUGAAUCAUCGGAGCCUAUAUCGAAUUUAGAUCGAAAGGUCAAAGUGGUCAAGAAGAAUGCCACAUUUUCCGGAAUCCAUCUUUCAGGACUUGAACCGAUCUGGAUUGUUUCAACUGAUCAUGGCCCAGUCCAAAUUUAUAAAGCUAAAACCAAUCAAACCAUCACUUACUUGGAUCAAAGUGAUAAAUUUUUAGUUAGUGAUCAUCAAGUUGAAAUUUGGGAGUCGGAGGUGGGUGAAGGAGUUUGUCUGGAUGGAAGAAUUCCAGUUAGGUUAGUUAAGGAUGGUAGAUCUUUCAGUAAGAUUGUCUACGAGCCAAAGAUGGACGUUGUGAUUGGAGCCUCAUAUCUUGUGACGCCCUUUGCAAAUUUCACUGAGGAAGGUGUAAUGAUGUGGGAGCAGGAUGAUGAGAGUAAGGUUAGACCUAAUGGUUUCAGGAGUUCUUUGGAGCUGAUCUUACCUGGAAGUUGGGAUACGAUCGAUGGACACGAAUUUCAACAAAAUGAAUGGGUGACAUCGAUGAAACUCGUCUCAUUAGAUUCGAAGUCCAAAAGGUCAGGAAGAAGAGAUUUCAUCGGGGCUGGAACGACGUGUAAUCGAGCUGAGGAUUUAGCUGCCAGAGGAGGGGUAUAUGUUUUUGAAGUGAUUGAAAUUGUUCCCGACCCCAAACAUCCUGAACGGAAUAGAGGGCUGAGGUUGAGGUAUCAUGAAACAACCAAAGCUUGUGUAACUGCUGUUGAUGGUCUGAAUGGUUAUUUCAUCCAUACAAUGGGGCAAAAGGUAGAUCCUGGUUAUCCGCGCUCUCCCACUCGCAAAUAUAGCGACAUUCUAGCUGAUCAGAUUAUCGCUUUCUAUUCAAAGCUGUAUGCCAAAUGCUUUGAGCAAGACGAAAGGUUACUCGCAGUUGGAUUCUUAGAUAUCAGACCUUAUACCACAACGCUCAAGGUAUUGAAGAACUUUAUCGUCUUAGGUGACGCAGUCAAAGGGAUCACUCUUGUGGCUUUUCAGGAAGAACCUUACAAGUUGAUUGAAUUGGGCCAUACUUUUGUCGAUCUGAGGUGUUCGACUAUCGAUUUUUUGGUUUUGGAAAACAAGUUAUCAAUUGUGACUAGUGAUUUAGGUGGGACAAUCCGAAUCUUUGAGUAUAAUCCAACUAAUAUCGAAUCCCAAGGCGGAUUAAAAUUAUUGUGUAGGACAGAAUUUGGAACAGCUGGUGAGAUGGGAAGUUCUCUUGGGUUUGGUAAACGAUUGAGUUCAAAGGAAGAAGCAAAAUCGAUAGGUACACUCUUUGCGGGAUUGGAUGGAUCCAUCUCUUCUUUGGUACCUGUGAAGGAAGCGGUGUUUAAACGCUUGCAAAUCGUUCAGACGCGUUUGAUUCGACAUCUUGAUCAUUUUGCCGGACUCAAUCCUCGUGGAUUCAGAACGGUACGAAAUGAUCUAGUCUCAAGAGCCAUGAAUCGAGGGAUUAUAGAUGGCGAAAUCAUUGAACGGUUUGGAGCUUUGAAGCUUGAUGAACAGGAUUCAAUUGGAAAACUUGCUGGAUCAGAUCGAAAUACGAUUUUGAUUAAUUUGAAUAAUUUGAAAGGGAUUUGGUGA
Messenger RNA from Melampsora larici-populina 98AG31, 4284 nucleotides. RefSeq lists its product as uncharacterized. NCBI's taxonomy places the organism in Eukaryota, Fungi, Basidiomycota, Pucciniomycetes, Pucciniales, Melampsoraceae. Gene Ontology annotation, cellular component: nucleus; mRNA cleavage and polyadenylation specificity factor complex. The transcript is spliced from 17 exons. The record is from RefSeq and is a predicted model, not a curated record. Gene Ontology annotation, molecular function: protein binding; nucleic acid binding. The coding region runs from base 1 to 4284 and encodes 1427 amino acids.